This is a messenger RNA of Peromyscus eremicus (cactus mouse), 1485 nucleotides long. RefSeq names its product fucosyltransferase 7 (gene Fut7). Lineage: Eukaryota; Metazoa; Chordata; Mammalia; Rodentia; Cricetidae. Gene Ontology annotation, molecular function: alpha-(1->3)-fucosyltransferase activity. The record is from RefSeq and is a predicted model, not a curated record. Gene Ontology annotation, cellular component: membrane.
AUGGCUGGGGGAGGCCAGGAGUCCUGGAAGCCCAGCGGUGAGACAGAGCAGGGCUGGGUGAAGUGUAAGAGGUGGUCCCUAAAAGGGACCCUGGGGCAGCAGAUCUGGCAGUUCCUUUCAGAACUCCUGGAGGUCGGGGACAUGGACAAGGCAAGCUUGCUGUUCUCCAUAUGGGACCCCACAGCGUCCUGGGCAGCAGAGUGGCGGGUCUGGUCCCUAGGCCGGGAGAGAUGUGCAUCCUUAGGCCUUCCUGAAGUCCAGCGCAGCUCUGAGUCUGCCCUGGAGGGCAUGUGCUAUAAGGUCUCAUCGGACUGUGAUGGGGCCUUGUCUAAGGAUUAUGAUUCUGUGAACGAGGCAGUGCCUAGAGGUGGCAGCGCUGUGAUUUCAGGGUGCCUCUAUUGGGGAGGCAGCUGUGAUUAAACCUCGUUUCCUUGGGUGACUGUUCAGAAGCUGUGGAUGAAUUGUGCUGGGUGCAACCCGACCCGGAGGCGGCGGGCCUGGGGGGGCCUGGCUGGAGGUGCAACACUCAUGGCCCUCUGGCUCCUUUGGCAGCUGGAAUCAGCUCCUGGGGGUGCCCCAGCGCCUCAGCCCACGGUCACCAUCCUUAUCUGGCACUGGCCUUUCACCAACCGGCCCCCAGAGCUGCCCCAUGACACCUGCACUCCCUACGGCAUGGCUAGCUGCCUCCUGAGUGCUAACCGGAGCCUGCUGGCCAGCGCAGACGCUGUUGUUUUCCAUCACCGUGAGCUGCAGACCUUACAGUCUCGCCUGCCCCUGAAACAGAGGCCGCAUGGACAGCCUUGGGUCUGGGCCUCCAUGGAAUCUCCCAGCAAUACCCGUGGUCUCCAUCACUUCCGAGGCAUCUUCAACUGGGUGCUGAGCUAUCGGCGCGAUUCAGAUAUCUUUGUACCCUAUGGUCGAUUGGAGCCCUACUCUGGGCCUGCACCCCCACUGCCGGCUAAAAGCAAGAUGGCUGCCUGGGUGGUCAGCAAUUUCCAGGAGCGGCAGCAGCGUGCAAAGCUGUACCGGCAGCUGGCCCCUCACCUGCGGGUGGAUGUGUUCGGACGUGCCAGUGGACGGCCCCUGUGCGCUAACUGUCUGCUGCCCACUGUGGCCCAGUACCGCUUCUACCUGUCCUUUGAGAAUUCGCAGCAUCGAGACUACAUCACUGAGAAGUUUUGGCGCAAUGCGCUGGCAGCUGGUGCUGUGCCUGUGGUGCUGGGACCUCCCCGGGCCACCUACGAGGCUUUUGUGCCACCAGAUGCCUUUGUACACGUGGACGACUUCAGCUCAGCCCGCGAGCUGGCUGUCUUCCUUGUCAGCAUGAAUGAGAGUCGCUAUCAGCGCUUCUUUGCUUGGCGAGACCGGCUCCGUGUGCGGCUCCUGGGUGACUGGAGGGAACGCUUCUGCACCAUCUGUGCCCGCUACCCUUCCUUGCCCCGCAGCCAGGUCUAUGAAGACCUUGAAAGCUGGUUCCAGGCUUGA